Drosophila innubila is the source of this 3306-nucleotide messenger RNA. It is a transcript of the gene Vrp1, whose product is annotated as WAS/WASL-interacting protein family member 3. The record is from RefSeq and is a predicted model, not a curated record. Gene Ontology annotation, cellular component: actin filament; cytoplasm. Lineage: Eukaryota; Metazoa; Arthropoda; Insecta; Diptera; Drosophilidae. Gene Ontology annotation, biological process: actin filament polymerization. The coding region runs from base 691 to 3087 and encodes 798 amino acids. Gene Ontology annotation, molecular function: actin binding; microtubule binding. The transcript is spliced from 9 exons.
GGCAACACUGGCCACAAUUUACACAGUGGCAUGCACUUUCAAUAAAAAGUGCGAAAACAAAUGCGAAUUUAGAACACAUAUAUACGUGAUAUGUUAAGUAAUUGACUAUAAAACACGCAUAAAAAGCGUAAAAUGCAGUCAAGUUAUUGCCGUUAAAUACAUGGUGCGCGUAAAUAUCAAUGCAGCGGGCAGAGAAAGCACAAAUAUCGCAGUCCCAAGUCACUUGUGCAUGUUUGUGUGUGAGGCCGUAUGUUUGUGUGUGUUUAUUAGUCAAAUUUAAUUUCUACGUUUUUAAUUUAUUUCGGCACAUUUUACCAGAAAAUUUUAAUUUUGUACACUCUUAUACGAAGCGAGCAUACAACGGCUUUUGCCCAAUUAAAUUAUUAACAACUGCUGACCGAAGGCAGCGCCCGCCCACCCACGUCAAAAACAUUUGGGCAAUGCAUGUGUCUGCUACGUUGUUGUUUGUUUGUUGAUUGCACCGCAAUUGUUUCAUUUUCAGCUUCUUUGUUUGCAUUAAUUGAAAUCUAAGACCGAGAGUGACGCAAAAUCAAAACGGCAAGUGCAAGUGAAGGCUUUCGCCUCGCGCCAACAACAGCAACAACAACAGACACAUUCAACUACGACAAUUGAGUCGCUGCGACAACAACAAUAACAACAACAACAAAUCAGCUGUCAAACCGUUUCAAGAUGGCCAUACCGCCACCACCGGGACCACCACCACCGCCAGGACCGCCGCCGCCUCCGGCUAUGGGCGGUUUGAAACUGGGCGGCGGAGGAGGAGGAGGUGCCGAUCCGCGCUCCGCCUUGCUAAACUCCAUCCAGAAGGGCACAAAGCUGCGCAAAACGGCUACCGUGGAUAAAAGUGGGCCAGCGUUGUCCGGACGUAUCUGUGAUGGAGACGGAGGCUCUGCUGUGGCGUCCGCUUCCAAACGUACGCUCAACAACAACAAUAACAAUAACAGCAGCAACAACAACAACAGCAGCGGUAGCAACAACAUUGGCAAUGGGGCCCCGAAAUUGGGCGGCCUUUUUGAAGGUCUUUCGCAGAUGCCAAAGCUGAAGCCCGUUAACGGUGUUCGAGGAACAACAACAACAACAAAGUCCACAGCGAAUGAGACGCGCAGCAACAGCCCCCCCGCUGCCGCCGCCUCUGCCGGCGUCGCUGCUUCCGCUGGCAGCAGUGGACCCAUGGACUUCAACACAGAGCUCACAAAGCAUUUAACAUUGAAGCGUCAGAAGCAACAACAACAACAACAGCAACCAGCAAGCAACAACAGCACACAUAUCAAUGCAACCGAAGCAAAUUUAAGAACAAAUCGUGGACCACCACCGCAGCCGCCAAAGAACUCCAGCGAUUCCAUAUUAGACCGCAUGAACAUACCUCGCACAACAACAACGCCCACAUCCAGUGGCACAUCCAAUGCGAAUGCCACAUCGACUGCCAAUGGCAAUGGCCAUGUCAAGUCGAAAGCCUCAUCGCCUACGCUCUCGGAGAGCGGCAGCAGCGGCAGUGUGAAAAGUAAAGCGGCUAAUCUUAGUAUCUCGUUAGGCAAUAGCUUUGUAAAUAGUUCAAUUACAAAAACAACAACAACAACAACAAAUUCAAGUCGAGCAACAACAGCAACAACAACAGCUUCAAGUGGAACAGUGCGCAAUUUGGCGCCAAAUAAAUCAACAUUGUUUGGUGGUAGUGGUAAUGGUAGUGGUGCUGGUGGUGCAUCAAUUGGUGGUGGUAAUGUCUCGCCCACGCCCACUCCGUCACCCCCCGCCCAACAGCAACAGCAACAACAACAACCGAAGCCGCCUAUUGGAUAUGGCAAGCCAAAUUUUGCCCCAAAACCGCCGGGCUUACAGCAAUUGGCCAUGGCCAAUGGUCACCAGCGUCCAGCGGUUGCGAGACAUCACAGCAUGAAGUCACCCAGAUCUCCGCCAGCUGUGGGCGCCAUCAAUGGUCCCGUUUUUCCAACGCAACAACAUUUUGGCACAAUGCGAGCACCGCUGCAACAGACGCUGUUACUCCAGUCCAGCGAAGGCAUCGGUGGCAGCACCAACAGCAUCAUGGGCACCAUUCGGUCUGCCCCCAACCCGCCAAAGACACGCCCCUCGGUGAAGCCACCGCCGCCUCCGACGCCGGCGCGCAGCAUCUCGAACAGCAAUUUGAGCAGCAUUGCAGCGCCGUUCAGUGCCGUUAACACGACGCUGGUGCAGAGUGCAGCCAUCAGCAGCACGCCAGCGCCAUCUCCGCCCCCGCAGCUGCCAUCGAACUCGAGCAGCAGCAGCAGCGUUGCCACUCUGCGCGAUCAGUUCCGAGUUGGCGGCAAUGCAACGCCAUCGACACCGCCAAAUGGCAUUACUGCCAGCCCGAAGUCAGCGACAAUGCGGGAGAAGGUGAAUCCCAUCAUUUUGAACGGUGGUCCCAUCAAUCCGCCAGCGUUGCCACCACAUCGCACUUGCCCACCGCCUCCGCCGCCGCAGCGUCAGUCCAGCAAUGCUGGAUCGCAGCAGGCGCCUGUGCCGCCCCAGCGUCACUCCUCCAUACGGGCCAAUGCGCCAUUGACGCCGCCCACGCACAUGGCCAAUGCAACGCACAAUUUUGGCAGUAGCGGUGGAUUGGCAACGGCACCAGGAUCAGGAGGAGCGGCUGCGGGAGGAGCUUCAGUUGGUCGGCUGGUCAUCGAUUUGGAGACAAAGUUUGGCAAGAGAUUUCAUAAUGUCACCGAGUUUCCAAAGCCGCCGCCGUUUCUAAAUAUACAAAAAAUGUAUCCUAGUCGCACGCUUAAGGCAACCAAUGAAGCUGCUUUGGCGCCCAACAACAAUAGCAACAACAACAACAACAGCUCAGCUGCAUACAACAACAACAAUGCAAAAGCGCCACCUGUACUGAAACCUGCUUAUGCGCCGCUUAAAAAACACCGCGCACCCGCUCCGCCCCCGCAGGCUGGCGUUGCCGCCGCCACAGUGUCUGUGAUAAGGCAAUCCAGUUUUCUUUAUGGCGGCAACAGCGCAGCUGGCGCUAACGCCGCCAAUGUGCGUCCGCAGUCGCAGCCGGCGUCAAGCGUACCGCGAAAUUCAACGGUCUAUUGAGAGGGAGUCCCAAUGUAAUCACAAUUGUAAAUGAUAUCGAUGUUUAUGCUUUGUAUAUAUACAGUUUAUAUGUGUGUUUGUAUUAAUUGUUCUUCUGUGUGUGUGUGUAUGACCAAAGUUGUAUGUGUAUGCGUGUGUGUGUGUUAAUGCGAAUUGUUCAAGUGCCGUUUGUAAAGUGUAUAAGAAAUUUGAGAUGCACAAUAAAUAAGAAAGACAGAG